Dovyalis caffra is the source of this 1383-nucleotide messenger RNA. The record is from the annotation of a GenBank genome assembly. Lineage: Eukaryota; Viridiplantae; Streptophyta; Magnoliopsida; Malpighiales; Salicaceae.
AUGAUUAGUAUAGAAGAUUUGUACGGAGUUUUAUGUGCAGUAGUUCCUUUGUAUGUCACCAUGUUCUUAGCUUAUGCCUCUGUGAAAUGGUGGAACAUAUUCACUCCAGACCAAUGUUCAGGCAUCAACAGGUUCGUUGCUUACUUUGCAGUCCCACUCCUCUCCAUGGAGUUCAUUUCAAGGAUAAAUCCAUACAAAAUGGACCUUCUCUUCAUGGCUGCUGAUGGGGUUUCCAAAGUCUUGAUCUUGUUGAUCUUGCUUUGUUGGGCUAAGUUCUCAAGAAGAGGAAGCUUGGAAUGGGCCAUCACUCUUUUCUCUCUAUCCACUCUCCCCAACACCCUUGUGAUGGGGAUCCCACUGCUAAAAUCCAUGUAUGGGGAUGAUAAGGAGGGCCUUAUGAUCCAAGUUGUGGUGCUACAGUGCAUAAUCUGGUACACUUUACUAUUGCUUUUGUUUGAAUACAGGGAAGCAAGACUAGCUGUCUUGAAGAACUUCAAGGGGAGUAGCAGCAGCAGUAGUUUUAGUAACAGUGCGAGGAGCAAGGGGAGUUCCAAGGGAACUGGAGAAGUACUUGGAAGCUGUGGAAAUAAUGCAGAUGAAGUAGUUAAUGUUAUUGCCUCAACACCUACAAACCAAGAGAUUACUGAAAACGUCAACAGCAAGGUUGCACCGGAUUCCCAGAGGUUUACAUCAAUGGUAGCAGCUGCGGUGGAUGGAGAUGGUAAAGAGAUCCAUCUAUUCAUUUGGCGAUGUGUAUGUUGCACUUCUCAAGGUUUCUGUGAGCAGUCACUGCAAGUUUUUCGAAAACAAGAAAGCAAGAAAAAGGGACUAGAAUGUGACAAAACGGAGGGUGUAGAGAACGAUACUGCUCCAACAUCUUCCUUAUCAUCAGUUAUGCUCCUGAAAAUUCUGAAAACAGUGUGGCAUAAGCUAGUGAGGAAUCCCAACUCCUAUGCAAGCUUAAUAGGAUUAGGCUGGGCGUUAGUCUCUUGCAGAUAUGGAAUAGAGAAGCCCCAAAUAGUGGACAAUUCAGUAACAAUCUUGUCAAAGGCAGGUCUUGGAAUGGCCAUGUUUAGCCUUGGACUGUUCAUGGCCCUGCAACCAAGAAUCAUAGCCUGUGGAAACAGAAUGGCUAUUUAUGGGAUGCUUGCUAGGUUUUUAGCUGGUCCUGCAGUAAUGGCAGUAGCUUCCAUUGGAGUAGGCCUGAGAGGGACCGUGUUAAAACUAUCCAUCGUACAAGCAGCCUUGCCGCAAGGAAUUGUCCCUUUUGUAUUUGCUAGAGAAUAUAAUCUGCAUCCAGAUGUGUUAAGCACUGCGGUGAUAUUUGGAAUGAUAGUGUCUCUGCCCGUCACAAUACUAUACUACAUUGUUCUUGGUCUCUGA